Messenger RNA from Lutzomyia longipalpis, 8137 nucleotides. It is a transcript of the gene SPoCk, whose product is annotated as calcium-transporting ATPase type 2C member 1. Gene Ontology annotation, biological process: manganese ion transport; intracellular calcium ion homeostasis; calcium ion transmembrane transport. NCBI's taxonomy places the organism in Eukaryota, Metazoa, Arthropoda, Insecta, Diptera, Psychodidae. The coding region runs from base 257 to 3118 and encodes 953 amino acids. Gene Ontology annotation, molecular function: ATP binding; ATP hydrolysis activity; P-type calcium transporter activity. Gene Ontology annotation, cellular component: Golgi membrane; endoplasmic reticulum; plasma membrane. The record is from RefSeq and is a predicted model, not a curated record. The transcript has 7 exons.
CUGAACGUCCGUCAACCCAAGCUCCGAGAGAAUAUCCUCUUCGUACGUCUGCGUGUAGAUGUGGCUGUAGAGGAGGGGAUCCGAUUCGGAAGCCACAGUGUUUGUCUGAAGAAAAAGAAGAAGAAGAAGUUGAAUGUGUCGUGUCGUUCAGUCGCUCUGUGCUAGUGCGUGGAAAAUUGGUGGAAAAUGAAGUGUUUCUGGUGAGUCCUGGUGCAAUAGACACUGUUCACGGGUACCAAGUGAUUGGGGGCACAAGAUGAGAAACAGCAAAAGCCCAAACAAUUACUCGAAAUAUGAGAAAAUACCGCAAGACGUAAAGGGUGACGGUGAAGUGUGUUUUGGGGGCAGCGGCAGCAACAGACAGGAAUCGAUUGUGGGUGAAAAUACAAACACAUCCAUUGACCCUGAAAUGCUUCUCUCCACGACGGAAUCCUCAAUUUUGUCCGCAAAUGAAGUGGCGGGACGUCUCCAUGUGGAUCUACGGACAGGCUUACGGUGGUCUGAGGCUAAUUAUCGAGCCAAAAUUGUUGGCUACAAUGAACUUCAUGCCCCCGAGGAGGAUCCAACGUGGAAAAAGUACAUUGAACAAUUCAAAAAUCCCCUCAUACUUCUCUUACUUGGAUCCGCCCUUGUUAGUAUUUGCAUGAAGCAAUUUGAUGAUGCAGUCAGUAUUACAAUAGCAAUCAUCAUUGUGGUGACUGUGGCUUUCAUUCAGGAGUACAGAUCGGAGAAGAGUUUGGAGGAGUUGAAAAAGUUAGUCCCACCCGAAUGUCAUUGCUUACGCGAGGGACGCCUUGAGAAUUUUUUGGCACGUGAACUUGUUCCUGGAGAUGUUGUUUAUCUCAAUGUGGGUGAUCGUGUACCGGCGGAUGUGCGUAUUUAUGAGGCAAUCGAUCUCUCUAUUGAUGAAUCGAGUUUCACAGGGGAAACGGAACCGGCCAAGAAGACGGCUGAUGUGAUCUUUCACCAUGGGCACCAUAACAAAGAUCACACAAAUAUGAAAAAUAUUGCAUUUAUGGGGACUCUUGUACGAUGCGGCAGUGGCAAGGGGAUUGUCGUUAGUACGGGGGAGAAGAGUGAAUUUGGGGAAGUGUUCAAGAUGAUGCAGGCUGAAGAGGCACCCAAAACGCCAUUGCAGAAAUCCAUGGAUAUUCUCGGGGCUCAGUUGAGUUUCUACUCUUUCUGCAUUAUUGGUGUAAUUAUGCUACUUGGGUGGUUGCAGGGAAAAGCCCUCACGGAGAUGUUUAACAUUAGUGUGAGCUUGGCCGUGGCUGCAAUUCCGGAGGGGCUACCAAUUGUUGUCACCGUAACCCUUGCCCUUGGGGUAAUGCGAAUGGCAAAGAGGAGUUGUAUUGUGAAGAAAUUACCCACAGUUGAGACAUUGGGGUGCGUAAAUGUUAUUUGCUCAGAUAAAACUGGUACAAUUACGAAGAAUGAGAUGACUGUUACGGUGAUCAUAACAUCCGAUGGGUAUAUGGCUGAUGUCACUGGUGCUGGGUACAAUGAUUGCGGUGAGAUUCACAUACGCGACUGCAAUAGCCAUGAGCAAGCCAAGCAGAGUAUAAUGAAUCUCCUGGAAAUUGGGGCGGUGUGCAAUAAUGCCGUCAUACAGAAUGGGACACUCCUUGGGCAACCCACUGAAGGUGCCCUCUUAGCUGUUGCCAUGAAGAGUGGGAUGUAUGCAGCAGCGGAGAAUUAUGUACGCGUGCAAGAGUACCCAUUUAGUUCGGAACAAAAAAUGAUGGCUGUUAAGCUGUACCCAAAGUAUGGGAAUACAAAGGAGGAGAUUUUCUUCGUGAAGGGUGCUCUGGAGAUUCUCCUGCCACAAUGCACAAAGUACAUGUUUGGCGGACAAGUGGUGCCGCUGACGAAGAAGAAUGAAGCAGAAUUCAUGACAGAGGCCUAUGAAGUGGGUCGCAAGGGGCUCCGUGUGCUAGCACUAGCAAAGGGGAAGAGUUUUCAAGAUUUGGUCUUUAUGGGUAUUGUGGGGAUCACAGAUCCACCACGUCCACUUGUCCGGGAGUCCAUUGAGAUUCUCAUGCGGAGUGGUGUACGCGUGAAGAUGGUCACAGGAGAUUCCCAGGAGACAGCUAUAGCCAUUGCAUCUCUCAUUGGACUCGAUGUGGUGCACCAGCAGGCAAUCUCGGGGCAGGAGAUGGAUCAAAUGAGUGAUAUUCAACUGGAGAAGAUCAUAAAUAGCGUUAGUGUCUUCUACAGGGUGACGCCAAAGCAUAAAUUGGCCAUUGUGAAGGCACUCCAGCAAACGGGGAAUAUUGUUGGCAUGACGGGGGAUGGGGUGAAUGAUGGGGUGGCUCUCAAGAGGGCAGACAUUGGGAUUGCAAUGGGAAAAAAUGGAACGGAUGUGUGCAAAGAGGCAGCCGAUAUGAUUCUCGUUGAUGAUGAUUUUCACACCAUUAUUGCUGCAAUUGAAGAGGGUAAAGCCAUUUUCUACAAUAUUCGUAAUUUUGUGAGAUUCCAAUUGAGUACGAGUAUUGCGGCACUCUCAUUGAUUGCUCUUGCCACGUUGAUGGGUAUUGCAAAUCCCCUGAAUGCUAUGCAAAUUCUGUGGAUAAAUAUCAUAAUGGAUGGGCCACCGGCACAAUCAUUGGGUGUUGAACCCGUGGAUCAGGAUGUGUUGAAGCAGAAGCCACGAAAUGUACGGCAACCAAUGAUAACGCGUUCGGUGAUUGUGAAUGUUCUCCUGUCGGCGAGUAUUAUCAUCUUGGGCACACUGUGGGUGUUCCAGCGUGAGAUGGCUGAUGGUUCGGGGGGGAAGACAAAACGUGACACGACGAUGACAUUCACGUGCUUUGUCCUCUUUGACAUGUUCAAUGCACUGAGUUGUCGCUCACAGACAAAGAGUGUUUUCCAAAUUGGCCUCUUUUCCAAUAAGAUGUUCCUCCUGGCUGUUGGUUUCUCCCUCCUUGGGCAACUUCUUGUCAUCUACUUCCCACCGUUGCAGAUGGUUUUUCAAACUGAAGCCCUAACACCGAUGGAUUUGCUCUUUCUCGUCUCCCUCACGUCGUCCGUGUUUAUUGUGUCUGAGCUGAAGAAAUGGUUUGAACGCUCCAUGGAGAGGCGAAUGUAUAAGAAUCGAUCUGAAAUGGAUUUUGUAUGACAGUCAGCCCACGCUGGAAGAUUGCACAUGGAUUAAAAAAUAAAAUAAAAUGUUUGACGACACUUGGAGCUGAUGAUGAAUAAGAGCAUGAGAUCAACAGCAGGUAAAAAAAAACAAACAAAAUUCCUUCUUUUACUUCAAUCAACAACAACAACAACAGAAUCAUAGAAAAAACUUCUGCGAUGCCUUUGAAUAGGUUGUCUUGACAGCUUUGGAGGAAGGAGUUGGAAAAAAAAAUAAUCGAAUAAUGUUCUUCGGAGAAAAUUUUUAAAAUCAUUCCAUAAUGAAGAAUUUUAUUUGUGGCCCACGAGAAUUAUAAAAAUAAGAAAAAAAAGUUCUAAACAAAAACAAGAAUUCUUAAUUUUAUUUAACAGAAGAAUAAAUACUUUAUUAAAUUUUCUUUGACGAGUAAAGUUAUUCAAGAAAAAAUGAAAUAUUUACAAAACAAUCAUCGCAGAAGGAUAAAAAAAAGAAAAUAAUUGAUAAAGGAUAAAAAUUUUAAACAGGGGUUGUGAAUUUUUUAAUUUUUAAUUUGCAGAGAAUUUAAUAUGAAAGAAAUGAUUUAAUUCUUCCUUUCUUUCUCUAUUUUGUUAGAUUGAAAAUUUUCCAAAAUCUCUAAAAAAAUAUAUAUAUUUUAUUAAUUAUCUCUAGGACUAAUAUAAAGUCAAAGAAUUUAAUUAAAAUUUUAAAGGGAAUUUUAGUUUUUUUUUUAAGUUUACAAAACACAUUCAAGUCACGAUAAGAAGAUAAGAACUUGAACAGAAGUAAAUCAUUGUUUGUGCCUAUAUAUGGAACAAUAAUGUGGAAAAUAGCUGGAUAGAUAUAUUAGUUUUUUUUUGCAAUUAUCUAUUUUUAAAAUUUAUUUAUUUUCUUCAAUAGCAAAAUAUUUUUUUUCUUCCCUCCCUUAGAAAAAAAAAUUCUCAGAGGCGAUAAAAAUUGUAAUUUAUAAUUUGUGUUUUAAUAGGAAACAAUAUUAUUUUUUUUUUGUAAUAAAAUAGCUCAUUAUUAGCCAUAGUUUUUUUAUAUUGUGUUUGUCUCCUUUGUCUUAAGAAAAAGGGCAUAAGGAGAAUGAAAAGAAAGAAAAGAAUGUUGAGAAAGAUACUGAAAUUAGUUGCUAAACUGAUUGUGAUAUUACGGAAUAAGCAGCUCCUCUUUUUUGUUUGCCAAUUUAGUUAUAAUUUUCCUCUUUUGUCACUUAAAUAUAUUUUGAUGAAAUUGCUACCCUUAGCCACACAUCAUAAAACAUACGAUAUAAUUAAUAAAUAAAUACAUAAUAAACUUAUAUAAAAAAAAGUAAUGACUUAAUCAGUAAAUUCAAUAUGGUGUUUAGAAAAAAGAUUAUAAAAAAACAGACGAUUAAGCAACUCUCUUUAGCCUUUGGUCUGUCUUGAUGACUAAAAAAAGAUGAGAAUAGGGAAUGUUGAGACAAUUUUUUCACAUUUAAACCAUUUAAAGACUAAUUAUUGAAGAGUAAGAAAAUCACUUUCCGUCAUCCUAGGUUCGACGCCAUCUUGUGAUUUUCUUUAAAACACAAAGGUAGGUUUUUCUCAGGAUCUACUGGAUGGAUUUUGAUGGGGUAAAAAGCAAAUGAAAGAGGAAGGAUUAGCGAAGAAUGUACCGGAACAGAUUUUUGAAUUUCGACUCAGAAACUGAGAAAAGAAGAUAAAUAUUCUUAUUGACUUUUCUCAACUUCUGCGUCGAAAUUCAAAAAUCUGUUCCGGUACAUUCUUCGUUAAUGCUUCCUCUUUCAUUUGCUUUUUACCCCAUCAAAAUCCAUUCAGUAGAUCCUGAGAAAAACAUAUCUUUGCGUUUUAGGAAAGAAAAGUCGGAAAAUCUUAAGAUGGCUAAAAGUGAUUUUCUUAUACUUCAAUAAUUAGGCUACAAAUGUAACUAACAUCGGAAAACCCGGUUUAAGAAAAAAAUGACAACAUUAAAAAUGUUUUAAAUUCAUACAGCUUUCCCAAAAGACCCCGAUUCGAUCAAUUUCUUUUAGAGGUUUAAAACGUUUUAAUUGAGAAAACAUUUAAAGUUCAGGGGGCUAAAAAUAAUCCAAUUCUAGUUUUAAAAAAAUGUCUCAUUCUGCCCCAUUCUCCUCUAUACUUCUAUUAAAGUCUUCAGAGCAGACCUAGAGCUAUUUAUGUCUCAAAUUAAAUUUCCUUUUAAACCUCUUCUGUAAACUUUCCUUAAAAUUGGAAAAUUCAAUAGACCAAAACUGGAAAAUUGAUUUUUUUUUAUAAUUUAAACAAAAUUCUUCUCGCAAUUUCCUGCUUUUUUUAUUUUUUGGUUUUUUUUCCAAUAAAAUGUGCAUCCUAUCGAGGAAGAGCAUAAAAUGCUCUCUAAAUAAUCCUUCUUCUCCAUCCUAAAAAAAGAAAUCUCUCUCUAAUGAUAAAGUACGAGAUAAAGUAUAUAAAACAAAAAAUUACAUAUUCAACUAUAAAAAAUUGAUAAAAAAAAUAGUAAAGGAAUGAAAAGUAAAUAAAAUGAAACCUAUGGUUAUCAGAAGAAACAUUCGUUGUCUAAACACAAUAUUAAUUAUAUUCAUAUAGAUGGGAAAAUAAAAUUCUAUAGUCUAUUCAGUUUAAUUUUGCACCAAAACUCCACCAGUUAAAUGAAAGAAAAUUUAAUUGAGAAGAGUUUUUUUUUUCAAGAGACUAGUGGAGCUUUAUGUAAAAUUACUUUGAAUAGAAUGUAAAACAAAGAAUAAUGGAGAAUGAUAGUAAAAGGAAAAAUAAGAAAACAAAACAAAUGGAGUAAAAGGUAAGAAGAAGAAAUGAGGAAUCAGUGAAAGAGUCAAAAUCACAUGAAAAAAUCUUCUAGCGUGAGAAUUAUAAUUGAGAAAACUUUAAAAGAAAAUAAAUGAAAAAUUUUGUACUGAAAUUUGCCAGCAUUUUUAAGGGUAUUAAAGUGCGAAAAAUUUGCAUUAAAAUUAGUAAAAAAAAAAUUAGAUAACAUUUUGAUUACAAAGAUUAAAAAAAAAAACAUUUUCAAAUUAUUGAGACAAUAGAAGUGUUAAAAAAAUAAAAAAUAAAAUAAUUUUCAUCAAGUUUGAUGGUUAGAAAUUUAAGAAUGAAGAAAAGAAAAUUAAUAAAUUUCGACACGCACCUUGCUAGCAACAAAAGCACGUUAAAAAAAAUUUAAAGGAGAUUUUAGAGACAUUUAUUCAGCACGAUUCCGCAAUCAAAAACAAAUAUCACGCAUUAUUCCAAAUUUUUGAUAUUAAAUAAGGUGUUCCAAGGUAAAUGCAAAUAAUAAAAAAAAAUAUUUUUUUUAAAGGAAUGAGGAUGAAAUUUAAAAGCUUUGAAAAGGAAAGCAAAAGAGUCUACAGAACGUCAAAUAUUUCUUGAACGAUCAAGUAAUAAAUUUCAAGCUGAAAAUUGUAUUAAAAAAUUACAUCUUCAAACGUUUUAUAAAUGUCAAAUGAUUGAAGAAACGUCAAAUGUUAAAAAUGAACGUCAAAAACAAACAAAUGUCAAAAGUUCAAAAAGCGUAGAAUGAAAUGUCAAACGCCUAGACAAGGAACGUCAAAUGCAAAAAAAAAGUUUACAGAAACGUCAAAAAGUAGUAAAGAAAUGCUAUCUUUUUUUUUUAUUUUGGCCGGACGUCAUUCUGAUUUCUGACAUCCACACAGCUAAAAGAAAUAAACUUCAAGCAAAAAAGUCUAAUGUUGGAAAAAGAGGCUCAGAUGAUAGGAAAAAACGCCAAACGUUAGAUAAAGAAAAGUCAAACGUUUAAGAAAUACAAAAACAAAUUAUCAGACGUUUUGUCAAUCUUAUUUCCUUGAAUUAAUUUUUGGUCUUCUGAUUACGAAAAAACACCAAUUUACUUAAACUUAAAAAAAAUAUCCUGAUCAUUCGGGAAAUUCACUAAAUAUUGGACCUUAUUUAGAGACCAAGAAAUCCUUGAAAUCUUUGAAUUUUGUACUGAAAUUCUAGGUACAUUUCCAGGCAUUUCCUGGUAAGUUUUUAAAAACUCGAUCUUCGUAGAAUUUUUCUUUCAAGAAAACUAUUUCUUUAUAAAAAAAAUCUUUUAGUUCACAUAACUCUUGGAACAACCUUUGAAAGAAAAAAAAACUUUAGUCAAGCAUGAUUCAUUCUUCUACCUAUCAUUAGGUAUUAAUAUUAAUGUAGUAGGUAUAUAAACUUAUAUUGAUAUGAAAAACAAAGUAUAUUUAUUAAUUGUUGUGUGAAAAUAUAAAAUAUUGAUGAUGAAAAGAAAAUAUUUGUAGGCUACGUAGUAUUUUUUACACAACACAAAAAACUCCUUUCGAAUUUGCAUUAUUGGCUUUUCUCGCAUUUUAUCUGCGGCUAUUACCUACUUUAUUAUCUAUUGAUGUUGACAUCUACACAAAAUGUGAAUGAGAAAAAUUAUUUAAAGAAAAAUAAAUAAAUAAAUAUCUCUGAUAUUCUUAGCUAAAUCGAAUUCAUAUGAGCGGAAGAAAAAUCAUUUUAGAAGAAGAAAAAUCACUAAAACAUUAUCCUAUAUGUCCUAUAAUCACAUCAUACCCCCUUAUUCCAAAGAUUUAAAAAAAAGAGAACAAUUAAACACACAAUAAGAGAAGUACGUAAAAAAAAUCAAGCAUGAUGUUAACAAUGUUCAAAUGAGUAAGGCAUAUCCAUUGGGUCUAAAUUAAGGACAAACCACAACAAAGAGAAACAUCAUGAUUGAAGAACUUUGCAUUGAAUUCAUAUCAAUUAAGAGAAAAAAAAUACUUUACCAGUUUAAGCCACAAAUUCACGAGUAGUGUGGCACUCUAAAUAAAAAAAAAACUUACGUCUUGGUAACCUUUUUGGCAUAGAUUCGCACAAAUUUUGCAGUUUAUUACUUAAUAAAAAAAAGAAGAGAGAUAAAUUUGAGAGAAUAGAAAAACAUUUCUUCGCAAUUUCUAGACGAGUUCAAUGGCAAACAUAAUCGCUUUGUAAUCUUGUAGUCGAUGAAGAGAGAUUUGAAGAUGAAAAAAAAACAUUCUAAUGACCAAUAAAAACCACUUAUUAUGUAUUUAAAAUAAAAAUUAUAAAAAUA